AAUUAGGUUAAAAUCUCUAGAUUAAACCAUCCAAUUUAUUCUAGACUUUCCCGCCAUAAAGUCUGUAAGAAAGAACUCGUUCUUUAGUAAGGAAAGAGACGCAUGGAAGGUGCUGGUGGUAAUGGAGGAAGCGGCAUCAUAGCCAUGAAAGUGAACCAAAAACCUUCAAAUUCUUCUGUUGAACCUUGUUGCGAUAUUGUACAAAUUUGGCCUCUUUACUUCCCGCAAAUUGAGCUGUCCUUCCAAGAUUGGAGAUACCUUCUCAUUUCUAAAUUUGCUUGCUUCUUCGCUACUCCUCGAGGCAAACUUAUUGUUUCUCAGGUAAAACAUGAAGAUGGUACAUUCUUUUUACCCCUUAACUUUCAAGAGUUGAGAAAGAUUUGUGACGUUGAUUGUUUCUAUGUCAACCUGGAAGAAUACCCAAAAGAAGCUCUUUUAUGCAUGGGUGCUGCCAUCCAUAAGGUUUCACCUUUACAGGGGAAAAGAAAGUUAGAAUCUCAUCUAAAAUUAAAUAUCCGUCUCCAUAACUACCCUGAAUCGAUGAUUGCUUUGAAGAACUUAAAGGCAGCAUAUAUUGACAGGUUGGUAUCAGUGCGUGGUACUGUGGUUAAGGUCAGCACUGUUAGACCACUGGUGAUGCAGAUGACGUUUAAAUGUAUUCAGUGUGGAGCAGACAUCAUACGUUUCUUUCCUGAUGGGAAAUUCUCUCCCCCAGCAACUUGUAUAAUGCGAUGCUGCAAAGGCAAAACUUUUGCACCGAUUAGGUCUUCUGCUCAGUCUGUUGAUUUUCAGAAAAUAAAGUUGCAGGAGCUUCUGAAACCUGAACAUCAUGAAGAAGGCCGUGUUCCUCGGACUGUUGAAUGUGAGCUUUCUGAAGAUCUUGUUGAUGCUUGUAUCCCUGGUGAUGUGGUGACAGUAACUGGGAUUAUAAGGCAAAUUAACAAUUACAUGGACCUUGGUGGAGGUAAAUCUAAAAGCAAGUAUCAAGGUCUAUACUAUUUGUAUCUGGAAGCAGUCUCUGUGACAAAUGCCAAAUCACAGUCCAUGCCAGCAGACUCUGAGCAUUCUAUUGCUGAUUCUAGAGGAACUGAAAUUUCUGACUUGUUUUCAUUUUCUCCGAGAGAUUUGGAAUUCAUUGUGAAGUUCAGCGAGGAACAUGGUUCAGAUGUCUUUCGCCAAAUAGUUCAGUCUAUUUGUCCAUCUAUAUAUGGUCAUGAACUUGUAAAGGCGGGAAUAACUUUGGCGCUGUUUGGUGGGGUGCGUAAGCAUUCCAUGGAUCAGAACAAGGUACCUGUCAGAGGGGACAUUCAUGUAAUUAUAGUUGGUGAUCCUGGACUGGGAAAGAGUCAAUUACUUCAAGCUGCAGCUGCUGUUUCUCCACGUGGGAUUUAUGUAUGUGGAAAUGCUACGACUAAUGCUGGCCUGACUGUAGCUGUUGUGAAGGACCGCAUGACGAGUGACUAUGCUUUUGAGGCUGUAUUCCCUGUAGGUGCUGUUGUCCUAGCAGACCGUGGUCUGUGUUGCAUUGAUGAAUUUGACAAAAUGUCUGCAGAACAUCAGGCUCUAUUAGAAGCAAUGGAGCAACAGUGUGUCUCUGUUGCAAAGGCAGGACUUGUGGCGAGUUUAUCAGCGCGUACCUCUAUCUUAGCUGCAGCGAACCCUGUUGGUGGCCAUUACAAUCGCGCUAAAACGGUGAACGAAAACUUAAAGAUGAGUUCUGCUCUACUUUCACGAUUUGAUUUGGUUUUCAUAUUGCUGGAUAGACCUGAUGAACAUAUGGAUAAACGGCUAUCUGAGCACAUUAUGGCUCUUCAUUCUAGUUAUGGAGAUAAUUCCUCCACUGUAAAGAGAGUUUGCCAAGUAUCAGAGAGUAUUCAAGGGACAGAUGUUAGUACAACCAGUAAAUCCUUGAUUUCCAGGUUGAGACUAGAUCCUGGAAAAGAUUGUGAUUUUGUCCCACUACCUGCUCCACUUCUCCGGAAAUAUAUUGCAUAUGCAAAGGCUUUUGUCUUUCCAAAGAUGUCUCGGUCAGCAGUAGAGAUCCUGCAGAACUUCUACUUAUGGUUAAGAGAUCGUAACACUUCUGCUGAUGGUACUCCAAUAACUGCAAGGCAGCUCGAAAGUCUAGUAAGGCUGGCAGAGGCUCGUGCUAGGGUAGACUUGAGGGAUGAAAUCUCCGAGCAGGAUGCUUUGGAUGUAGUUGAAAUUAUGAAAGAAUCCUUGUAUGAUAAGUAUGUUGAUGAGAAUGGGGUUCUAGAUUUUGCGCGCAGUGGGGGCAUGAGUCAACAAAAAGAAGCAAAGCGAUUCUUAAGUGCUCUUAAUAAGCGAUCAGAGUUGGACCAGAAAGAUUGCUUUACAAUAUCUGAAAUAUAUGGUUUGGCAGAUAGGAUUGGUCUCAGAGUUCCAGAUAUUGAUGUAUUUAUUGAAAACUUGAAUAGUGUUGGUUUUCUAAUCAAAAAGGGACCAAGGACAUAUCAGGUGCCAUCAUCAUCAUACACAAGGACCCAGGCAUCAAGGUCAAGGGUCUAAAUAGACAAGAGCAGGAGGAUCUUUUGCUAGUUUUGAAGAUAGGAGUAACAUUUUGACCAAGCCAAAUUAGUAUCACAUCAGAAAAAAG
Messenger RNA from Amaranthus tricolor (Joseph's coat), 2617 nucleotides. RefSeq names its product probable DNA helicase MCM8. The coding region runs from base 103 to 2529 and encodes 808 amino acids. Gene Ontology annotation, molecular function: ATP binding; ATP hydrolysis activity; single-stranded DNA helicase activity. The record is from RefSeq and is a predicted model, not a curated record. Lineage: Eukaryota; Viridiplantae; Streptophyta; Magnoliopsida; Caryophyllales; Amaranthaceae. The transcript is spliced from 17 exons. Gene Ontology annotation, cellular component: nucleus; MCM complex.